AUGUAUGUAUUAAGUAAAUGGAAUGUACGUGCCACGUACGUCGAGAAUUUCUAUCGAGUGAUAUCAUACCGAUGAGUUGAAAAAGAAAGCGACGAAUUUAUUGUGUACGGUUUGGUCACUCGUUAUGGUCCGCGAAUCAAUUGCCAGCGCAAGGAGUUAACCUCUUGCCAUGCACGUUCGAGAAUUUUUUGCAAUUCUCAAAAUUGCAAUAUUUCCUCAGUUUUAAAUAUAUUUAAAUUUAAACCCAGGCAAAACAAAUAAUAAAUUUAUUAUUUCUUGGUAAUUUCUAUUUAUUAGUGAUAUCACAUCGACGAGUUGAAAAAGAAAGCGACGAAUUUAUUGUGUACGGUUUGGUCACUCGUUAUGGUCCGCGAAUCAAUUGCCAGUGCAAGGAGUUAACUUCUUGCCAUGCACUGAUAUCACAUCGACGAGUUGAAAAAGAAAGCGACGAAUUUAUUGUGUACGGUUUGGUCACUCGUUAUGGUCCGCAAAUCAGUUGCCAGCGCAAGGGGUUGACCUCUCGAGAAUUUCUUCUCCCAAAAUUAAGUGUACCAGCGGAGCAGAGCAGUUCUGCGCGUUACGCGGAGGCGGGCGUCGCCGUGGCGCCGGAACGGGCGCCUCCUUCAAGAGGAGGACGCGAAGUGGGACGCGACGACGCGACGACGAGCGACGAACGGGACGAUGGUGGGCGAUCGUCACACGGUGGUCACCCGGUCGACCUCGACGUACCGCACAGAACUGUCGCUGUGUCAGCAAAUCACUUCCUUCCCGUCGAUGAUCGCCGUCUCCGAGGAGAUGCUCUUCAGCCGGUGUUGCGAUAUCGAACGGUUCGCCCGUUGCCUGCAGAUCCGCCAGAUUACGAAGAAGAUCACGCCGAGGAUCGUGACGACCGCGAGGAUCCCGAGGCCGAGGUGGAGAGGCGGCAGCUGAAGCAAUACCGAGCAGUGGGUCAGGGCCUCGUCGUACCCCGAUGGACAAAGUGGCUAACUGGCGGCUCUUACCCCCACUUUUCUGAUCGCUAUCCCUUCCACUGCGUUGAGAGUGUCGCGACCACAACGCCCACGCUUUACUUCACAGACACUUGUCCAACUAAGUUUCCAAGAGUGCAAUCUUGGGGGAAAGCCGAACGAAGAAAUUCCUCGUGGCUUUGCGCCGAGUGUGUAGCGCCGUUCUCGAAUAAGAUUCUCCAAAUAGAAUCUUACUGGUUGUCGAAUGAAACGGAGAGAUCAGUGACAACUUUCUCAAUGGGGCCCUCUGUCGGCCCUCUUUGUAGAUACCCUGGCGGAUUGGCGACAACGCUAUUCCUAGGCUUUUCAACGGUGUGUAUAAUGUGAAAUAAAGAAGGAUCACUGCUUGGGUUUCUCGUUCAGGAUUUACUGACCGCUGAAGGAAUUGCUCAAUAUAAUUCCAACAAAUAAUCAUUAAGCAAGAAAAAAAAUGAUAAAAAGAGAGACAGAAAAUCUCCAAUGAAACGUUACCAAUAUUUUAUAAUUCUAUGCCAUAGUGGAAUAAUAUUGCAAAAGAAAUUUUAAGGAAUUGUUAUUAAAGAGGAGGCUUCAAUCUUCAAGAUGAUGGUGAAUCUAGUUGAAAGAAAAUUGUUUAAUAUUUGUAAGAACGUUUGAAUUUGCAAGAUAUUUAAGGGGAGAACUUUAUCUUUAAUUACUCUCUUUCAGGAUGAUGUGAAAAUAUCUUUGGAGGAAACGAAUAAGAUAUUUUGAAAGGUAGAAGCGUCAAGAUUAAAUGGAAGAUUGAUUGAACUUAAAGUUUAUAAAGUGUGAGAAUUCUGAGAAUGUGAAAAUAUGAGAAGCCAAACAGAAAAAUUCUUAAAGUUCUACAAGUUUUAAGUUCUUAAAAAGAAAAUUUUUAGACCUAUCAAUUAUAUAUUCAUUUCAAAGUAUGAAGCUCGCAAUUUCAAAAUCCUGCAUUCUUUUUUUGUCAAAAAGAUGUUUUUGUGUCAUUUUGAAAGAGAUCAAAAGAGUAAGAAUACUUUUUUCUUAAAGUACUAAGUCUUAAAAUACUUUUUUCUUGGAAAGUCAAACGUUUUCAUGGAAAUUGAAAAAUUCUUUCUUAUAACUAAAUUCACCAGCAAUGUUAACAUUAAAAUCUUUAUAUUUGUUGUAUGAUUUUUAUCUGCAGAGUUAAUAAGCUUAAAACAUCAAUAAUUCUUCAUUGUAUGUACAGAGACUUUUUGAAGUGACUGUAGAUAUUAAUGGGAAUGGGGGCUUUCUAUAUUGUUUUCACACACUUUCAAUUCAUGUUAAAUUCAUGUAGAUAAUAUAAUUGAGGACUUUGUAGCAAAAGGAGUGCAAUUCCAUUUUUGACAUUUUUUCAAUUAUAUAUGUAAAAAAAUAUUCUAUUUGAUAGAUUAUAGUACAGAUAGUGUACAAUAUAACUAAAAGUAUGUUCUAGUGUAGAAUAUACUAUAGUAUAGGAUACAGAAUAUAGUAUAGUAGAGGAUACUAUAGGAUACUAUUCUAUACUAGAAUAUACUAUACAGAAUGUACACUAGAAUAUACUAUUCUAUACUUUUAGUAUAUUCUACACCAGAAUAUACUAAAUAUAGUAUAGAAUACAGGACAUAGUAUAGUAAAGGAUACUAUAGUAUAUUCUACACUAGAAUAUACUAUACAGAAUGUAUACUAGAAUAUACUAUUCUAUACUUUUAGUAUAUUCUACACCAGAAUAUACUAGUAUAGAAUACAGAAUAUAG
Molecule: messenger RNA, 2710 nt
Organism: Heterotrigona itama
Lineage: Eukaryota; Metazoa; Arthropoda; Insecta; Hymenoptera; Apidae
Source: the annotation of a GenBank genome assembly